This is a messenger RNA of Biomphalaria glabrata, 2409 nucleotides long. RefSeq names its product tryptophan 2,3-dioxygenase-like. The transcript is spliced from 16 exons. Gene Ontology annotation, molecular function: metal ion binding; heme binding; L-tryptophan 2,3-dioxygenase activity. Lineage: Eukaryota; Metazoa; Mollusca; Gastropoda; Planorbidae. The record is from RefSeq and is a predicted model, not a curated record. Bases 480 to 1769 code for a protein of 429 amino acids.
AGAACUGGAGAGAUAAGGACGUCCUAUUUGUACACUCACUUGCUUAAUAAGACAGGAGAGAUAAGGACGUCCUAUUUGUACACUCACUUGCUUAAUAAGACAGGAGAGAUAAGGACGUCCUAUUUGUACACUCCCUCGUUUCUCUCGCAAUCAGUUGUGUCAAACGUAGCACCAAACUUGAGCGAUUCCUAAUAUCUAGCCCAGCGUCUGGAGAGUUUGAGGAGAUUUAACUGGAGGAGGGGAGGGGAGGUCGCACUUUUCUACAGAUUUUCUCUUAGCAUCAGUCAGCACUUUAGUUUUCAAGUUUAUUUUACUGUGCUUUUCUUACAAGUUGCCCUAUACCUAUGUUAUGCACGCACCAUUAACAGCAGCCUUGCAGACCUUCAUAUUGCUGUAACUUAGCCAACAGCGUGCUCAAAGAACCUCAACGAAAGGAGUAUAUAAAACACUAAUUUAAUAAUAGAACAAAAACAUUGGUAAUGAGUAUGACUGAAUCGUCAGAUGUAGAUAAAGGUUUCUGUGCCAUGUCAACAUCAACUGGACAGAGUGGCAAAGAGGAUGAAACCUAUGAGUUAAAUUAUCACAAUUAUCUUAUGCUAGAUCAUAUACUUAGCAGUCAAGUAAUGCAAAGUGAACUAAAGGACAAAGCAGUUCAUGAUGAGCAUCUGUUUAUUGUAACACAUCAAGCUUAUGAACUGUGGUUCAAACAGAUUCUUUAUGAAAUAGAUUCUGUCAGGAAUAUGUUUAUGCUACCAGUUCUGGAAGAAACAAAGACCUUACUUAUUCUGAACAGACUUAGUAGAGUUGCUCUGAUACUCAAGUUGUUGGUGGAUCAAGUGGACAUAUUAGAGACAAUGACUCCUUUGGACUUUCUGGAAUUUAGGUUACAACUUUCAUCGGCAUCUGGAUUUCAAAGUCUCCAGUUUAGACUGUUGGAAAACAAAAUUGGAGUUUUAGAAUCAUCACGAGUUAAAUACAAUCAGCAACACUAUGCAAAAGUCUUCAGUAAGCCAGAACAAGUUAAAAUGCUUGAAGACUCAUUGGAACAGCCAUCUUUGUUUCAGCUUUUAGAGAAAUGGCUGGAGAGGACGCCAGGUUUGGCAGUGAAAUCUUUUAAUUUUUGGGAAUUAUACAAAAGAUCUGUAGACAGGUGGCUCCAAGACAUGUUACAGCAGUCAGCACAGAAUGAGACAGAUGAAUCUGUGAAACAAAGUCUUAUUGAGGAAUACAAGAAACAGAAAGAAAGUUUUGAAAGCAUUUUGGAUGAAGAAAAAUAUAAUGCUGCAGUAGCCAGAGGUGAUCGUAGAAUGAGUCAUUUAGCUUUCAAAGGGGCUUUACUCAUUUCUUUAUAUCAUGACCAGCCUCGUUUCAAUCAACCAUCAAAGCUUCUUUCACUUCUUAUGGAUAUAGAUUCUUUAAUGACCAAAUGGAGAUACAAUCAUGUCAUGAUGGUACAAAGAAUGAUUGGUAGCAAAGUUGGAACUGGUGGCUCGUCUGGUUAUCAAUACCUUCGGAGUACUGUUAGUGAUCGCUACAAAGUGUUUCUUGACCUCUUCAACAUGUCAACCUAUCUCAUCCCUCGUGGUUACAUCCCACCAUUGUCAAGGUCUCUCAAGCGACAGCUCAGCAUUCUUAUUCAUGAAUACAUGCCCCGUGACUCUGAUGAAAGUAAUGAGGAAAGUGAUGGCUGUGAAAAUGAGACUGAGGAAAGACUGCAAGACUUGAAUCUCAAUGGAGACACACACAAAGCCAUCAAAUUUACUCUUUAAUUACAUGUCUGUGUGUGUCACAUUUCUUGAAAGCUGUCAUGGUUAAUUACUAUGCAUUUCUUACAAGUGGGUGAUUGAUAGAGAUUUUAUUUCUUAUAUUAAGAGAAAUAAUCUACAAUUUCACCACCACUCUCUACUUUAGUGCAGACAACAUAUGUAGAAGUUACAUGAACAUUUUUUGGCAUUUUAUCUAAGACUCAGAAUCAGAUUCAGCAGAUAUUGAUUAUAAAUCUAAAAUGCUAAUUAUUUGUUAUUUGCUAUUUGUUUUAUUUGUACUUUGCAUUAAUGUUAAUAUGUAUUCGAGAUACAUAAAAUAACCUUUUUUAAUGUGUUUAAACAAGAAUUUUAAUGAUUUAACAGGGUAAACAAAUGCUUAUGUACUUAUAUGUAUCUUAACUUUUAACAUUUGUUAACCUAAAUAUAUAUUGUGACAAAAAAACAUUCCAAGCAUUAAAGUGCAUCAGUUAUAAUACAUAUUUCUAUUAUGUAUUUUUAUUAAAACACAAUUUGAUCUGCAAAAUAGGUGCUGAUUUGAAAAGCAACAUGUCUACAAAUGUUCACUCUUUGAAAGUUUAAUGUAUCACUUGCUUAGUUUAAAGAACCAAAAAAAAUAUUAAAAACAAAAAAUAUUUGAAAUCUU